Messenger RNA from Mercenaria mercenaria, 2559 nucleotides. RefSeq lists its product as uncharacterized. The coding region runs from base 107 to 2509 and encodes 800 amino acids. Gene Ontology annotation, cellular component: membrane. NCBI's taxonomy places the organism in Eukaryota, Metazoa, Mollusca, Bivalvia, Venerida, Veneridae. The record is from RefSeq and is a predicted model, not a curated record. The transcript has 11 exons.
GAGUCUUACAUGAGAACUGAUAAAUUACAAAACUUGUGGCUUGAAAUACAACGUUUUGACAUUUAUAGAACACCGUGGAAGACGAAAGUGUGCGCACAGAUGCAGUAUGAUAUCUCACUAUUUGGUAUUCAUUUGGCUGGUUGUAGCAGCGGAAGCAUGGUCUGGCGGAAGACAAUUCGUAUUCGCUAUCCCCCAACCGUAUAGUCAAGGCAGCAAUGAAUACUAUUUACACAUGUACAUAUCGGCAUCUGAAACAACUAACAUUUUCAUCGAAGCUCCUUCAAUAUCAAUACGUACAAACAGAACGAUACAACGAGGCACAACAAUUGUACCUCUACAUGCCCGAGCAGCUCUUUCUACAACGGCGGUUAAGGAGAGGAAAGGAAUUCACAUUCGUAGCGACAAGCCUAUAAAUAUAUAUGUCGUCAAUCACGAAGAAGUCUAUUCAGACGGUUUCCUUGUCCUCCCAUAUAAUGAUAUUUCAACAGGAUACUACGUUAGUUCAUAUGCUCCCAACACAGCUAGCGAGUUUGCUGUCGCUUCAGCAUUUGAUAACACACAUAUUAACAUUACGUUACGGCUUCAGCCUCAUAGUUCUGUCACGGUUAACCGUAACACCUAUUCCGAUGGACACACGUUUAGUCUUACAAUGGAUAGAUUAGAUGCAUUCCAGAUAAAACAUAGCACAGCUGAUGUAACAGGAACGUUUAUUAGCAGCGAUCGGCCAAUUGCAGUCACUUCCGGAAAUCAAUGUGCUCAGAUACCCAAAGGUCAGGAUACAUGUGACUAUCUUGUAGAGCAAAUGCCCCCAGUUAACGCAUGGAAAACAAAGUAUAUAGUCGCUUCUUUCAGAACGAAAAGGCACUUUCGUAUUCGGAUAAUAACCUCCGAAAAUGCAAACAGAGUUUCAAUAGGAGGUUUUGUACGAGCAACACUUAAUCGAGGCCAGUUUUACGAGUUUUCGAUAGAACAGGAUUAUAUUUCUGUGGUAGAGGCGACGCAUCCAGUUCUUGUAGUCCAGUAUAAUGAGAGACAUACAAUCGAUAACGGCAUUGGAGAUCCAUUUAUGGUUACGAUUCCAUCUAUAGAUCAUUUUGUCGAUGACUAUUUUUUCAAGACACCUACACAUUUUGACAGCCAUCAUGGAUCUAUCACAAUUUUGACAAGUAAAGUCGAUGGCCUCCGUCUCGAUGGCAAUAUAUUAAGCAGAUUAGACGAAAAACAAACCAAUUUUACAGCUGAAGGACAAACACAUAGUUACAGCGUACUGAGAUUUGAAAUCAGCAAAGGUUCUCACCACCUGACACAUGUUGAACCCGGAGUAGCCUUUGGCAUGAUACUGUAUGGUUAUAAACACACAGAUUCGUACGGCCUUCCUCUUUGUUGGAAUAUGAAUGGUACAUAUAUAAAAGACGUUAGGAUUGUCAAUAAUACAAGUUCGAAAUCCGGUAUCGUUGAAAUGCUUGUCAGUGGUAUGUGGACGCCGGUUUGCAGCGGCCGCCUGGAUAGCAAUGCAGCUAAAGUAAUCUGUAAAACCCUUGGCUAUGACAAGUAUGGAUUACCUAAGCAGCCAGUGACAACGGUAUCAUACCAAGGACAUUCGUCAUCAUUUACAGGCUUACACAAUAUGUUGUGCACUGGUGUGGAAGAAUCGCUCUCGAGAUGCAAAAUUUCGUCAUCUGAUAUGAGUACCUGUCCCACCUCAGACGUUGUUGAAAUAAAUUGUGCACCAUCACUGAAAGAGAUUAUACAAACGACGUGCUCACCAACAACCUGGAAUGUAACAGUCGAUAUGGACAAGCUUAAGUACAGAUUUCCAGGGUCUAUUGCUUCUGAUAUUUAUCUUGGUGAGAACACCUGUACGGGAAUUGAAACUGGACAUCAGCUUGUUUUUUAUCACGACAUACACAGUUGCCUUACAACAAAAACAACGACGGAGCAAGAGCUUGUGUUUAACAGCCAACUUGUGUACGCUUACCACGAUCCGCACUAUACGUUUAUCAUAAGAAGUUUUAAUUGGACAGUUGAUCUACACUGCCAUGUUCCAAGAGACCAAUCAGUGCAUAGUAACGUCACUUACAAUCAGAAAACUGACAACGUGGUGACAGUAUUAAAUUCAAGCAGCCAAUAUCAGAUCAGCACAAAGUUUUUCUCGGAUCCAAACUUUAUGCAGACAAUUUCCGGUAGUCCAAUCAAUGUACCAAUCGGCACUAACGUUUUUGUCAAAUCGUUUGUUCAAAACACGGACUGGACAAUAAAAAUGAGGCUACAUACAUGUUACACAACAACACCAAACGGAGCAGACAGUGGAAGAUAUUACUUGAUCAAAAAUGGGUGCGAAGUUGACACCAAUACACAUAUCUUAUCACAAACCGACCACGAGACUAAGUUUGUGUUCAAAGUGUUUGAGGUGACCACUAGCAAGAAUCUGUCAGUGAAAUGCGAUGCAGUAAUCUGUGACAUGUCAGACGCUUCGUCUUUGCAACAAUGCGACCAGCACUGCAUAUAAUAUUGCUAUGAAAUGCAAUUAAAAAAAAGCUUUAUUAAAUGAAAAAAAGA